Dermochelys coriacea (leatherback sea turtle) is the source of this 9203-nucleotide messenger RNA. RefSeq names its product crystallin beta-gamma domain containing 3 (gene CRYBG3). Gene Ontology annotation, molecular function: structural constituent of eye lens. The transcript is spliced from 22 exons. Gene Ontology annotation, biological process: lens development in camera-type eye; visual perception. Bases 305 to 7759 code for a protein of 2484 amino acids. The record is from RefSeq and is a predicted model, not a curated record. NCBI's taxonomy places the organism in Eukaryota, Metazoa, Chordata, Testudines, Dermochelyidae.
AAAGGGUGGAGCGGCAGCGGCCCGGGCUGCGGCUGGGUUGGGGGCGUGGCCCUGGCCCUGGCCCUGGCCGGCCGCGGCGGCUCCGCCUUGCAGUCGCGCUUGUGUCGGCGGCCGGGGAGUCGGGGCAGCUCGGCGGGGCCGCCUGCGCUCUUCGCUCCCCGCUCCCCGCGUCUCUUCCCCUCUGCGAUUAUGGACUAGGCAGGAACGCGGAGAGGGCAGGCGCGGCGAAGGCGAAGGGCUCCUGUCCUGCCCCUGCCCCUGCCCCGACCCAUCGACGCCGCUUCCCCUUCUCGCUCUGCCGGAGAUGUCCGCCUGGGGCAGCCGCAGGAGAACCGGCUCCUCCUGGCAUAGCAGCUUCUCCAGGUUCUUCACCAAGAGCCCUCCCCGGGCCAAGGAGGAGCAGGAGGAAGGGGACAAGGCGCGCCUCCAGGAGCCGGCCACGCACAGCUUUGCAAGUAAGGAAAAUGAAUCUGUCAGUGUGAAAAGUGAUAAAAAGGAAAGAAUGCUUCUUCCUGAGCUGUUAAAGAUUUCUCAAAAUGCAGAGAAGAACCACUCCAUGGAAGAUCUAAGCAACUCUAUUAUCACCGAGGAAUUAAAAAAGGCUAAUAGCCUUCCCAGUUUGGCUUCUGGCCGCAAAACAGCAGAUCGUGACAGACAACCCAAAGAAGGCUUUUUCCAGUUUCUUGGAAGCUUAUUUAAUAUUGGAUCAAAAUCAUCUUUGGGAGAAUCUAAACAGUCUACCCUCCAAGAUGGACACAAGAGACAUGGAAAGGAUUUUCAGACCCAAACUGCCCUUCAGGAAGAUGGGAUCACAAAGCAUUGUAAAACUGAAAUAUUUGUCAUUUCUACUGCUGGAACAGAAGAGGUAGCAGUGCCUAAAGAACAGCCUGCCUUGGUUAAUAUCAGGGAGGUUGGGUCUCAGGAUUUACAGAGGGGACAGGAACAAGCUGCUGAUGCACUAAUGCACACUGAAUGUAAGCCAGAUGCACCAGCAGUUACUUAUGCAACGUAUCGGGGUUCUGUACGGAUUAAGCAGCUACUAAAGAAACAAGCAGAGGAGGUUCUAAGAAGAGAAGAAAAUACUGAAGGCAAACAUAUCUUCACUGUGACUGGAAAUGGAGAAGUCCAAACUGCUGUCCUUCCAAACUCACCAUCUAAUGUAAGAGUAGAAAUUACAGGACCCCCAUCAAAAGAGAAUCAAAAGGAUCAUGCUAAAGAUGGCAAGGAAAAUAUUAAAGCAAAUCUCUCUGCAGUUAAAAUUGAACUGAAAAAAACUGAUGUUGCUAAGGAUAUCUUAGAUAGCAGUGUACAUGGAACAAUUGAAAACACCUCUGCCUCAUCCACUGAAACAAACUCCAACAGCAAUCACAUUGGAGAACUAGAUUUGUUUGUUUCCUUCAAUCAUGCACCAGUUUCUGAUACACCAGAAGUUAAUAGAACUCGUUUUCUAGACUCAGUAUUGUCAGCCAGAGACAACAGUAGUUCCAAUUACCAGAUUAUGGAUUCUGUUAAAACAAAUUCUGGAAAUAACAGAUUGGCUGAGAAGGGGGUGAGAACGUUAGAAGAAACAGAAGCUCAGUUUCAAUCAGACAAUAAUGCCACUUUUAGCUUUGAUAGAGGAAUAAAUUCUUGUGUUCAAGUAUCUCAUGAAGACUCUAAGGAGACAAUGCAAAAUGAUUGUGAGUGUUCAUCCAAAACAAAGAGAGGGGCAGUUGAUAAAGAAUUACCAUUGAUAGAGGGUGAAUAUGCCUGCAAUAGUCAUAUUGGUAGUCAGUUGGAGCUAAAGUUGGAUGCCCAGAUGUCCCCCUCUGGUAGCACUGUAUUUCCACAUCAGGCAGAUAAGAAUACAGAAAAUGCAAAUAAAGAUAGUGGCCCAAGAAUGGAUGAUUCACAAAAAUAUGUGGUGGCUGAAGAAAGGGAGCAAGAAACACAAAUCUUUCUAGCUAGUGUUCAUUUUCCUUUAAAUCAAGAAAGAUCUACUGAAAAGUUAUCAGAGGCUGUGAAGGACAUACAAUUUUGUGGAGUCAAUAAGUUGAUGAUGAUAGACGGUCUACCCACUUCAGUGCCAUCUGCCAAAACUGUUCAAGAUACUGGCAUGGACAUAGUAAACAGUCCAGGUAUUAAAGAGUUCAAUGAGUCAGGGAAACCAACACACGUCCAAAAGGAUCCCUCAGUAACUCUUGAGGGUGAAUCUAAGCAUAUCAACACAGAGAACACUUCCAUACCUUCCCUUGAAUCUGAGAAUGUUGAAACCACUAAGGUUUCAUCUACGUCUGCAGACGUAAAUGUUGCUGGCACAUCUCCAUCAGCCCUUGAAUGUGGAAGCGUGAAGUCCCACAUGCCGCCUCCUAUCUUACAAUCUGAAGAUGCCUGCCUUAGCAAAGCUAUAACACCUGUCAGUAUCGCCAAGAUUUCUCCUCCAGUCCUUGAAGCUGAAGAUGGUAGCUUGGAUAAUAUUCCUCCUCCUAUCCACAGAUCUGAAGAUGAAACCAUGACCAAAAAAGCAACCAGCUUACAAGAUGUUAAAAAACCCAAUAUUUCUCCCCCUGACCAUGUGAAUGAAAAUAGCAAGCCUCUUAAAUCUGAAGGGAUGACUCUCCCCAACAACGUAGUUCCUGCCAGGGUGCCCAACCUUACUACUCCUUCCCUUAAAACUGGUGAAGUCUUUGUAGCCAAUGUCCGAAUUGCCAAAUUAUCAGUUGCGUCUGACAAGGUCAGUGAAUCUAAAUGUACUUUUCUUGAAGGUGAUACACCUAAGAUAGUGGCUUCUUUCUUGGAAAAUGGAGAUGUCAGUGCACCUACAGUUAUUUCUCCUGUGUUUGAAAAUGCAGAUGUUAGUGUAACUCCGAUUUCACCUUGCUCUGAAGACACCAAUGCUAAGUGUACAUCUUUCCCCCUAAAAUCUGAUGUCAUUUUAGCUGAAAGUGACUGUCCUACUCCUAACUCAGAGGAUGUUUGCAUUCCCAAGCUUGCUUCUCCUACCCUGAGGUCUAAAGAAAUCUCCAAGCUUUUUCCUUCUGCCCUUGAAACUGCAGAUGUCUUGGACAGUAUUAAUCUCCCUAUUAAGUAUAAAGUUGUUAAAGACAAAAUUUCCUCCAAACUUAGAGUUAGUGAUGAGACUGAUUAUAUACCUCCUGCCCAAAAGCUUGAAGAUGCCUGGUUAACCAAAUCCAUAACAUCAACUACCUGUCCUUUGGAACUUGUAGAAGUGAGUUCUAGUGUAGACUAUAGUAAGGAUGUGCACAAAACUCCUUCAGAGCAAGUAAACCCUUGCAACCAUAUUCCUGCAAUGACAAAAAACCGAGCUAAAAUGAAUGAUCACACUGCUUCGUUUACAAAAUCAAGCAAUGUCUGUUCUCAGAAAACAUGGGAAGAUAAGGAAACAGGAAAGCAAGUGCACAUUGAAUCCCAAGACACUGUUCUAUUUAAAAAAGCCGAAGAAAUUGUUGAUGCGGUUUUACGCUUGGCUAUAGAAGAAAUAAGAUCAAAACCAGCAGCUGGUGUCUAUCAGCCUUGUGGCAACAAGGACAGUUUAAUAAAGCUGGAUAUCCUAAAAGAAAAGAAAACUGGAAAGAUACAGUUGGAAGCAAAAGUAAAACAUUUUAAUGAGAGUUAUGCAGGAAGCUCCUCUGAAGUUAAAGAAAAAGAAACAGUUGCUACAAAUACUCAGGCUGAAAAGAUACCAUUUAACAUCACUCAUAAAACUGACCUACAUAGUUCACUAGCUCUAGAAACAAAAGAAAUAAUUGAUGAAGUUAUUAACUCAGCCAAACAAAAACUGAUGUUUAAUCAGCUUGAAAACAGUGAGAGUAGGAACCUUUCCAAAAAUUUUGUGCUUAAACAUAAGACUGGAUUCUCAAAGACUCUAAACACUGAUGUUCAAUUAGUUGCCAAAACUCAAGAAAUAAUCAAAGAACCCUUGGGUUUAAACCAAAUAGGGAAGGAAUUAACCCAAAAUGUUGCUAGGGACUGUGAAAAAGCAGGCUGUUCAGUUCCUUUACUUCUAAAUAGUGUAGAAGGCAGCAUAGAUUUGACCAUAAGAGGAGAAACGGUACCAAAUAAUGUACUUUCACCUCAAAGAAAUGGACUUCUACAUUCUGAUGUUUUAGCAAGUCUGGAAUCUGACCUUGCAAUAAUAGCAAAAGAUGGAUGCUCUAAAACUGUCUAUGAUAGUACAGUUAUGACAGAAAUCAGUGAUAAAUCUAGCAUUUGGACAGCUAGCAAUAAAUCUGAGGAGACUUUACAUGUAUUAAAUGGAGAUAUUGUUAUGAUUGAAGAGAGGAUGCCACCAUUACAGUUAAAAGAUUUGUGCAAUAAUACAAAUAUGCCAGAACAUAUAUCCAUGCCAACCUUGACUUUUAAUUCAUCACCUUUCCUUCAUGAUGAAGAAUAUACCUGCAUACCUAGCAAAACCAAAAAUGAAAGUAGUCUUUCAGGUUUAGACAAAAGUUGUGCAGGUAAAUGUCCGCCAGAACUUUGUGGCAAGGAGGAGGUUUUUGUGUUUGUACAGGAAAAAGCAAACCCCAAAGAUUCACAAGCCAACAGUGAAGAAGGUAGUGGAAAAACAGAAGCAAAUGAAAUACCGCAGGAUAAAAACAGAUUAAACACACAGUUCAUUAUGUCUGAAUCUUCUGAAACUGUUAAGGACGUUGAAGGGAAAAUUUGUUUCUGCUCAGAUUUUGCCAAUAAAGAUGAGACACUGAAAUCAACACUGAUGAUGGAUCAAGAUUUACAAAGAGAUAAUGCACUUGGAGAAAAGAGUCUGAACAAUAAUAAUGAUAUAGAAGAACUGACAAAUCUCUUAGCCUUUUCUCCACAAGGUGAACAGUGGGAAAGCAAUUCUUUAUUUACUGUAUUGUAUGAAGGCUCUCCUCAAGAUGAGAACCAGUUCAUUUCAACUGACAAAAAGCAAGCUCACUCAGUCUCUCCUCCUGACCUGUCUCUGGAUAAUAUUGAACAUCUUUUGAUGUGUGAAACAGCAAAGAGCAAAUAUGAGCCUGUCAAUACUUAUGAAAAAGACAAUAAAUUAAAUGAAACAUUAGAUAACUGCAGCUCAGAGUCAUUUAUGACAGUGGAGGCUAAGCGGUUUAAAAUUUACCCGUUCGCUUUGUCUCCUAUAUAUGAAGAUGACAGCCCACAAGAAGACCAGCUGUCUAUUGAUGUCUCACCAGAAGGCCAUUCUACUGGAAAAUCCAAAGACAAUGCCAACCACUCCUCAUCAGUCUUGUCACUUCUCCAGUCAGUUUCUGAGCGUUUGAAAUUUAAUAACCAGUUCAGUGAGGAGGAUGAGGAGGAAUUUUAUGAAGAAAACAUGGUGGAUGUUCAGAAAGAAGACGGUAUUACCAGCGAGUGGGCAGGCAGCUCCAACAUGGUGCUCCUAGAAGAUGACCAAGAAAGGGCUCCACUUUCCAAACAGUCACUCAUAUAUUCAAAAGAACCGCUUAGCCCUAAAAAGCAAUCAGAACCAUUUCCAGAAGAAGCAUGUCUUUUUCCUAAUCUGACACAGUUUCAACAGAAAGCUGAUGCUGCCAUGAAACCUCUCUCUAGGAGUGUGUAUUACCAGUAUUUUCAGACAGCCAGCAAUUAUUCGUGUGAGAAGGGAGUCAGAUUUGGAAAUGUCCUUCAGGAUGGAUUAUUGCCAAGGGAUCAUAAGCCUCAAGACAACAAUUGGCCAGAAUCAGGAGCUUUUCCAGUAAAUCUUAUCGACAGGAAAAGCCUCAAAUGCAAUCCAAGACCAGGAAAAAUGUUUGUUUAUGACAUUCAUGGGGAGAAAAGUAAACGAGAAAUAUACCAUGAUCUAUCAGAUGCCACAUCCUGGAUCUUUCCAAUAGGAACAUUGCUGAGAGUUGUUAGAGGAUGCUGGAUUUUAUAUGAAAAACCAAAAUUCCAAGGAGAGAAAUAUGUGCUAGAAGAAGGAGAAAUGGUCCUGAAUCGUCUUUGGGAUCUUCGGGACAUGAAACACCAUCCAAGGAACCUUGCAGUUGGUUCUAUCAAACACGUAACAAAGGAUUGCAGCAUUCCAGAAAUAGAGUUUUGCCCACAAGCUGGCACAGAGGGGUUUCCUGUCUGCAUACAGAGUGCAGUUGCCAAUUUAGAAGAACUGGAUGUUGAAAGCACCUUUUACAUAAUUGUCAAGUCAGGAGUAUGGCUUGCCUAUUCAGACCUUAAUUACAAAGGAGAGAUGAUCGUUUUGGAAGAAGGCAACUCACCAUCUGAAAUUUCUGCAGCAGAUGUGAAAUCUCUGCGUCCCCUAAAAAUGGGUGGACUAAAGGUACAAAUGCCUAUGAAUGUUAAGAUAUUAAUAUAUGAGAGAAAACAUUUUGGAGGAUGGGCCAAAGAGCUUUCUGGAAACAUUGAUGCUGUCGCAGCACUCUUUAGAAGUGAUGAGGAUUUCCAGGGAAUUGGAUCAAUACGUGUCAUUGGUGGAGUAUGGGUUGCCUAUGAAAAGGAACAAUAUAAAGGCCGUCAGUACCUGCUGGAGGAGGGAGAUUAUGAAGAUGUGCACUCAUAUGGGGGAAUUAGCAGUGCCCUGUUGUCUUUUCGGUUCCUACAGGCUGAUUUCAUUGAGUCAUCAAUCAUGCUUUUUGAGUCAGAUGAAGAUGGUAAGGUCAUGGUCAAUCAAGAUAUUCCUGAUUUGGAGCAGGCUGGGUUUGGCCAGGAGAUGAGAUCAAUUCAUGUGAAAAGUGGAGUGUGGGUUGCAUAUCAGCAGAAAUAUUUCUGUGGAGAACAAUAUAUACUGGAAAAAGGAAAAUAUAAAUGCUUUUUAGACUGGGGAGGAUCCAGUGAAACCAUCAUGUCAAUUCGUCCCAUUAAGUUGGAACCACUUGGAAAGAAUGAGCCUCCACAUUUACUCAAAGCUUUCAGUAACACACAUUUCCAAGGAGCAUGUGUAGAUUUCACAGCAGAAGUUUCUGAUUUUACAUCAUUCAUACCAUGUUCUUUUAAGGUUCUUCGGGGAUGUUGGCUCCUGUUUUACCAAGGGGAAAUUGCUGAUAAUCAUUGUGUGCUGGAAGAAGGCCUCUACACUGACCUCACUUCCUGUGGCUGUCCAACAGUUACACUCAAAUCCUUCAAGCCUGUGGAAUAUGUUUUUGCUGAGCCUUCCAUCAGUCUGUUUGCACUGGAAUGUUGUGAGGGCAGAGAGUUGCACUUCAGAGAAGCUGUCAGUUCUGUUCUGAACAAGGACCUUCACUUUUACACCCAGUCCGUAUGGGUGAGAAGCGGUUUGUGGAUUGCAUAUGAAGGAGGAAAUUUCUCAGGAAAACAAAUUCUGCUAGAACCCAGCAAGAUUUCAAACUGGACUGAAUUAAGUGGCUGGAGCGUAAUUGGCUCCCUUCGUCCUAUGAAGCAGCCGGCAGUUUACUUCAGAAUAAAGAACCGAGCCCAGGAUAAAUACUUGACAGUCACUGGAAACCUAUCGGAUGCAAGAGCUACUUCAGUGUGUGUUUCUCCAUACAAUGGCAAGAAUACCCAGAUCUGGCACUACUGUCACGGACUCUUCAAAUCCAAGGCUAUUGCUGCAUGUCUCGAUAUUGUCAGUGGCAGAGACCUACCUGGAGCUAAAGUAGCACUGUGGACAGAACAUGGAAAGGCUAGGCAGAAGUGGAGGCUCAAUAAGGAUGGAACCAUCAGUUCGUACCUUAGUGAUCAACUGGUUCUCGAUAUCAAAGGAGGAAAUUAUUAUGACAGGAACUAUGUAAUUGUAAAUCAGCCCCUGGAGAGUGAAUUCUCACAGAAAUGGGACAUUGAAAUAUUGUGAGUAAAACCACUACAAAGAUCCUGGGAAUAUGGACCUAAGUGGGUUAUGAACACUGUGUUUGAGAGAAGGAACUACUGAAGUCACAUGCCACUAAAGUCACAUGGAAUGUUACUCAGCAAGUCCACUCUACUUACUCCCAAACAACUGAAUUUUGCACAUUGGAGAGGUGAGGUUAAUGUAAUGGGGGUUUUUUUCCUAAUAUUCACAUGACUCCAUGUUGAGGUCUUCCUCUUCUUAAGGCACCAUUUAAGCCUAUAUUUCUGUAACAAUUACUAGUCCUGUUAAUCUUUAAGUGAAGGCACAGAUAUGAUACAGUAGCAAAAACUUGGCAGUUUAUUUCUAAAUAGCCUUUCCUGGGUCACCCGUUAGGAAAGACAAGUUCAUAUUAUACCCUUUCUCCUCAAAAGUUAAAGGAAAAGCUGGUGAUUUAGAAUCCAGUUUUAAUCACAAAAAUCAUCUCUUGGUACAAAGUCUGUUCUAAAAAAAGGACUAGCCUGGAAGUCCAGUGCUUGAUUGCAUCAGAUAUAAUGACUGAUCAUUGUCCACGUGGGUUAAAUUAGGGCCUUGUCUUAAGUAGUAUUGCAUUAAACCAUAACAGUUUUUGGAUUCAGCGGCCUAUCAGUUGCCAGCUCAUGAGCCAGGGUAGAAAGUAGACUUUCAUAUGCAGGUAGAGAGUCAUAUCUGCAAAUAUAUACUGGAUCAGGCUAGCUUUCUAAAAGGACUUGCUGAGGAUAGAGGUUAAAUUAAUGCAAUACAUUUUGGUCUUUAAACCACAGUAUAUUCAAUAGCACACAUACAAGAUGGAUUUGUUUUGUAAAGGUGCUAACUAAUACCUUGUGCUGCGGCAAGGUUAAAGAAGCAACCUGCUGCAUGCUAACUUUCUUGAGGCUCAUCAGCAUUGUGUACCUCUGCUACAGACCUGAACAUGCUGGUGACUUCCAGAAGCACAAUUUUCAGUGAAAUCACAAUGCUAUGCAACCUUUCUUUCAGUUAAUCAAGUGUUGACUAUUUAUGUCAGGCAGAUUGUAUUAAGAGGGCUCCAUGGUUUUCGGUUUAUUCUUUUACCCAUUGGAGAAAAGUGUUUAAAAUGUCCUUUAUGAAGUUUCCCCAGAAUUAGUGUCUUCCUAAAUGCAGUUCAAUAUGUAGUGCUUUCUAAGUGAGGUAUGUUCUCUGGCUCCUGUGUUUUUUGUCUUGAUUAUUAAACUAUGAAACGAGGAGUACAGAUUAGCUAAACCAAAAUGUGAACGAUUGUAUUGUUUUCUAUAGCUAUUUUGGAAUAGCUAUAGGAAAUGUUAAUGUCUCAUCCUAAAACCAAAUUUUUGCCACAGAAAAGUGAAACAGGCGUAAGACUAUUUUUGUAUGAGAGGGAGUGAUAUAUUUUGAAUACCUGUACCUACUUGCACUUAUUUACUUUUACAUUCUAAAAGGCUAAAGUCAAAUACAG